Messenger RNA from Mycena citricolor, 504 nucleotides. The record is from the annotation of a GenBank genome assembly. Lineage: Eukaryota; Fungi; Basidiomycota; Agaricomycetes; Agaricales; Mycenaceae.
UCGCAUUCUAUUGUAAAAACAAAAAUUAAAAAAAAAAUAUAAUAAAUUUUGGACCGCUUUUAGAAUUAGCGUUAAGGCAGGUGUAAAAAUGCCUUGGACGCUUACCUCUACUAAUGCCAAAGAGAUUGGUACCCUUUAUUUAGUUUUUGCUGUGUUUGCCGGUAUGAUAGGUACUGCUUUUUCAGUUUUAAUUAGAUUAGAAUUAGCUGCUCCUGGAUUACAAUUUUUAGAGGGAGACCACCAAUUGUUUAACGUAAUCAUUUCUGCUCACGCAUUAAUAAUGAUUUUCUUCAUGGUUAUGCCUGGUUUAGUAGGAGGUUUUGGUAAUUACUUCUUACCAGUACAAUUAGGUGCCCCAGAUAUGGCAUUUCCGAGACUAAAUAAUAUAUCAUUUUGAUUGUUACCUCCUUCACUAUUACUACUAUUAUUAAGUGCAUUAGUAGAAAAUGGAGCUGGUACAGGUUGAACAAUAUAUCCUCCAUUAUCUGGAAUUCAAUCUCACUC